GUGGGAUACGGCUCCACCCCCACAUUAUAGUCAGACCGACACAAGCAGUGAAAUGUCUCAACAACAAAUGUCUCUUUUCUCUGGCAUGGAGGCCAUUUUCCGCAAAAUUGCAGAUAGCAUGAGUUCACGACAGAGCUCUUCAUCUAUUCCAACAAUGCUGGUAUCUUUUGAUCCAGAUGCCCCUGAGUCCGAUAUCACCAAUUGGUGCACGUUAAGCGAAAUGAUUAUUGAAAAAAGGAAUAUAGAAGGUGUUGACCUGAUCAUCGCACUUACACACUGCCUUAAGGGCCGUGCUGCUACCUGUCUAACAAAAAUACAACCUGACAAAAUUUCUUGGCCUGCCAUCAAGGACAUGCUUAUUUCCAAUUUUUCCAAACCCAUGAUGAUGCAAGAUCAUUUUGACCAAAUAAUUAAGUUUCGCCUUGGUAAUAAGGACAGCCCAGCCGAGGCAGGCUUGCGCCUUUGGCGACUUAUAGAAAAAAUUCCUGACGCUAACUUACCCGAACACGUUAUCACAGGUUUCGUGGUAUCAGUUUUAUCUCAAUGCAACGAUACAAUUCGGCUUGAACUUAAUUCUGUAGUCGUGAACGAUAAGCACCAACUCUUCCGUAUAUUGAGAGGUUUCACACUUAAAAGUUGUAAUGACACUUCUGAAAUUGAUACUGCUGGUUCUAGUACUUUGACUGCAGAAUAUGUCAACUAUCAUGCUACUAGGUCAUGUACAAGUUCAACAGAUUCUGUGAAUUCCAUUUCCGUAUAUUCUGAACCUAUAUAAAUAUUGUAACACAAGCUGAUGCUAAUGAUAGUGAUUAACUCAUGUUUCGCAAUCAUUUAUUGUAGGGCAUAGCCGGGCCAAUAAUGACUAAGUAAAAAAAAAAAAAA
This is a messenger RNA of Ostrinia furnacalis (Asian corn borer), 882 nucleotides long. RefSeq lists its product as uncharacterized. NCBI's taxonomy places the organism in Eukaryota, Metazoa, Arthropoda, Insecta, Lepidoptera, Crambidae. The transcript has a single exon. The record is from RefSeq and is a predicted model, not a curated record. Bases 53 to 775 code for a protein of 240 amino acids.